CGACAACGCAUUGAUAGACAGGCCUGACAGCCAAUGUAAGCGAGAGGUUGGGUUUGCCUGUUCAGAUCCUAAGAAGUAGGAGCUGCCGCUGAAGGACACUUGCCAUUUAGAUUGAUUUGAGGCAAAUAAACAUCCGUCAUGGGCGCUCACGAUUCCGGCAGCCACCACCAGUUCACCGGCAUUCAGAAGUACUUCAAUGCGUAUACAAUCACAGGGAGAAGAAAUUGUGUACUGGCCACGUACGCCGGCAUCGCGGGACUCAUCCUGUUCUUUAAACUGAAACCUAAAAAACAGACCCCCGCCGUCACAGAAAAAUGAGCGGCCCUUUCCUGCCUGGAGCUAUGAAAACAGUAACAUCGUCUUCAAGAAACAACCAAACUGUUGUGGAUUUGUAUUUUCUUUAUUUACAAAAUAUAAAGUUAAAAAAGCCUGUACAAAAUGACAGUGGAGUCCUGUCUGUUGGAUCACGUUACAGUUGAGCAUAGCACAGUAUGUUGGAGGUAUAUGUUUAAAUAAAUGUCUUUAGUUCA
Messenger RNA from Spea bombifrons (plains spadefoot toad), 530 nucleotides. RefSeq names its product ATP synthase membrane subunit k (gene ATP5MK). The coding region runs from base 139 to 318 and encodes 59 amino acids. The transcript has 4 exons. Lineage: Eukaryota; Metazoa; Chordata; Amphibia; Anura; Pelobatidae. The record is from RefSeq and is a predicted model, not a curated record.